Messenger RNA from Loxodonta africana (African savanna elephant), 3826 nucleotides. It is a transcript of the gene EIF5B, whose product is annotated as eukaryotic translation initiation factor 5B. Bases 154 to 3810 code for a protein of 1218 amino acids. Gene Ontology annotation, molecular function: translation initiation factor activity; GTPase activity; GTP binding. Gene Ontology annotation, cellular component: cytoplasm; mitochondrion. Lineage: Eukaryota; Metazoa; Chordata; Mammalia; Proboscidea; Elephantidae. The transcript is spliced from 24 exons. Gene Ontology annotation, biological process: translational initiation. The record is from RefSeq and is a predicted model, not a curated record.
CCUGUCCCGGUGCGCGGGUCUGUGGGGAGCCGGGAGCGAGAGGCGGCAGCGUAGGGGGGCCGGAGCCGAGCGGACAGCACGGUCGGCCGGGGGACAGUGGGUCUGUGACAGACCGAAGGAAAGGGCCGAGGCCGCGAGGCUCGCUGACACGCGAUGGGGAAGAAACAGAAAAACAAGAGCGAGGACAGCACCAAGGAUGACAUUGAUCUCGAUGCCUUGGCUGCAGAAAUAGAAGGAGCUGGUGCUGCCAAGGAGCAGGAACCACAAAAGUCAAAGGGGAAAAAGAAAAAGGAGAAAAAAAAGCAGGACUUUGAUGAAGAUGAUAUCCUGAAAGAACUGGAAGAGUUGUCUUUAGAGGCUCAAGGCAUCAAAGUCGACAGAGAAACUGCUCCCAUAAAGCCAACAGAAAAUAAUGAAGAAGAGUCUACCUUGAAACAAGAGAAAAAAAAGAAAGGACAGAAGGGCAAAAAACAAAGUUUUGAUGAUAAUGAUAAUGAAGAAUUGGAAGAUAAAGAUUCAAAAUCAAAAAAGACUGCAAAACCAAAAGUGGAAGUGUACUCUGGGAGUGACGAUGAUGAUUUUAGUAAAAUUUCUAAAAAAGCUAAAGGGAAAGCUCAAAAAUCAAAUAAAAAGUGGGAGGGGUCGGAAGAGGAUGAAGAUAACAGUAAAAGAACUAAGGAGCGUUCCAGGGUCAAUUCUUCAGGCGAAAGUGGUGAUGACUCAGAUGAAUUUUUGCAGUCUAGAAAAGGACAGAAAAAAAAUCAAAAGAAUAAGCAGCCAGGUGCUAAUGCAGAGAGUGGCAAUGAAGAUGACGAUUCCUCCUUCAGAAUUAAGACGGUGGCCCAAAAGAAGGCAGAAAAGAAAGAGCGCGAGAGAAAAAAAAGAGACGAGGAAAAGGCAAAACUGCGGAAGCUGAAGGAAAAAGAGGAGUUAGAGACAGAUAGAAAGGACCAGAGUAAACAGAAAGAAUCUCUGAAGAAACCUGAAGAGGAGCCUGUAAAAUCCAAAACAACCGUUGACGUUGGAGUGACCCCAGGCCCUGAAGACAGAGGAGAGACUCCCAUGGCGGCAGAAGAUGACAAUGAAGGAGACAAAAAGAAGAAAGAUAAGAAGAAAAAGAAAGGAGAGAAGGAAGAAAAAGAGAAAGAGAAGAAAAAAGGACCUAGCAAAGCCACAGUUAAAGCUAUGCAAGAAGCUCUGGCUAAGCUCAAGGAAGAAGAAGAAAGACAGAAGAGAGAGGAGGAAGAACGGGUAAAACGACUCGAGGAGUUAGAAGCUAAGCGUAAAGAAGAGGAACGGUUGGAACAAGAAAAAAGAGAAAGGAAAAAGCAAAAAGAAAAAGAAAGAAAAGAACGCUUGAAAAAAGAAGGGAAACUUUUAACCAAAUCCCAGAGAGAAGCCAGAGCCAGAGCUGAAGCUACCCUUAAACUUCUACAAGCUCAGGGUGUUGAAGUGCCAUCAAAAGACUCAUUGCCAAAGAAAAGGCCAAUUUAUGAAGACAAAAAAAAGAAAAAAGCACAACAGCUAGAAAAUAAAGAAGUGUCUGAACCGAUAGAACUAAGUGCUGCUAUAGAAGCUGCGGAGCAGGAAGCACCGGACAAAGAAGAGAUCGCACCUCCUGUUGAGCCAGAAGAGGAAGAAGAAACUGAGGAUGCUGGAUUGGAUGAUUGGGAAGCUAUGGCCAGUGACGAGGAGAGAGAAAAAGAAGGAAAUACUGUACAUAUAGAAGUAAAAGAAAACCCUGAAGAGGAGGAGGAGGAAGAGGAAGAGGAGGAAGAAGAAGAGAGUGAAGAGGAAGAAGAGGAGGAAGGAGACAGUGAAGUUAGUGAAGGCGAUGAGGAAGAUGAAAAGGCUCCAGAUGACAAAGACACAGGAAAAACCUUAGAUAAAAGGCCAAGUAAAGAAAUGAGCUCAGAAUCCGAAUAUGACUCUGAUGACGAUCGAACUAAAGAAGAAAGGGCUUAUGACAAAGCAAAACGGAGGAUUGAGAAACGGAGACUUGAACACAGUAAAAAUGUAAAUACAGAAAAGCUGAGAGCCCCUAUUAUCUGUGUACUUGGACAUGUGGACACAGGGAAGACAAAAAUUCUGGAUAAACUCCGGCACACUCAUGUUCAAGAUGGUGAAGCAGGAGGUAUCACACAACAGAUUGGGGCCACUAAUGUUCCCCUUGAAGCAAUUAAUGAACAGACUAAGAUGAUCAAGAAUUUUGAUAGAGAGAAUGUACGGAUUCCAGGAAUGCUGAUCAUUGAUACUCCUGGGCACGAGUCCUUCAGUAACCUGAGAAACAGAGGGAGCUCUCUGUGUGAUAUUGCCAUUUUAGUUGUGGAUAUCAUGCAUGGCCUGGAACCUCAGACCAUUGAAUCCAUCAACCUUCUGAAGUCUAAAAAAUGCCCCUUCAUUGUGGCGCUCAAUAAGAUUGAUAGGUUGUAUGAUUGGAAAAAGAGCCCUGACUCUGAUGUGGCUGCUACUUUAAAGAAGCAGAAAAAAAAUACAAAAGAUGAAUUUGAGGAGCGAGCAAAAGCUAUUAUUGUGGAAUUUGCACAGCAGGGUCUGAAUGCUGCUUUGUUUUACGAGAAUAAAGACCCCCGCACGUUUGUGUCCUUGGUACCCACCUCUGCCCAUACUGGCGACGGCAUGGGAAGUCUGAUAUACCUCCUUGUGGAGUUAACACAGACCAUGUUGAGCAGGAGGCUGGCACACUGCGAGGAGCUGAGAGCGCAGGUGAUGGAGGUUAAAGCUCUCCCGGGAAUGGGCACCACUAUAGAUGUCAUAUUGAUCAAUGGGCGUUUGAAGGAAGGAGACACAAUCAUCGUUCCUGGAGUAGAAGGGCCCAUUGUGACACAGAUCCGAGGCCUCCUGCUACCUCCUCCUAUGAAGGAAUUACGAGUGAAGAACCAGUAUGAGAAGCAUAAAGAAGUAGAAGCAGCUCAGGGGGUGAAGAUUCUUGGAAAAGACCUGGAGAAAACAUUGGCUGGUUUACCCCUCCUGGUGGCUUAUAAGGAGGAUGAAAUCCCUGUUCUUAAAGAUGAGUUGAUCCACGAGUUAAAGCAGACACUAAAUGCCAUCAAAUUAGAAGAAAAAGGAGUCUAUGUCCAGGCCUCUACCCUGGGCUCUUUGGAGGCUCUACUUGAAUUUCUGAAAACAUCAGAAGUACCCUACGCAGGAAUUAACAUUGGCCCGGUCCACAGAAAGGAUGUCAUGAAGGCCUCAGUGAUGUUGGAACAUGACCCUCAGUAUGCCGUUAUUUUGGCCUUUGACGUGAGAAUUGAACGGGAUGCACAAGAAAUGGCUGAUAGUUUAGGAGUUAGAAUUUUUAGUGCAGAAAUUAUUUAUCACUUAUUUGAUGCCUUUACAAAAUAUAGACAAGACUACAAGAAACAGAAACAAGAAGAAUUUAAGCACAUAGCGGUAUUUCCCUGCAAGAUGAAAAUCCUCCCUCAGUUCAUUUUCAAUUCCCGAGAUCCAAUAGUGAUAGGAGUGACCGUGGAAGCAGGGCAGGUGAAACAGGGCACGCCCAUGUGCGUCCCUAGCAAAAACUUUGUUGACAUUGGAAUAGUAACAAGUAUUGAAAUAAACCAUAAACAAGUGGAAGUUGCAAAAAAAGGACAAGAAGUCUGUGUCAAAAUAGAACCCAUCCCUGGUGAAUCCCCUAAAAUGUACGGAAGACAUUUUGAAGCUACAGACAUUCUCGUCAGCAAGAUCACCCGACAGUCCAUUGAUGCUCUCAAAGACUGGUUCCGAGAUGAGAUGCAGAAGAGUGACUGGCAGCUUAUUGUGGAGCUGAAGAAAGUAUUUGAGAUCAUCUGAUUUUUCCAUCUGGCGC